Rhinichthys klamathensis goyatoka is the source of this 460-nucleotide messenger RNA. It is a transcript of the gene fxyd11, whose product is annotated as FXYD domain containing ion transport regulator 11. Gene Ontology annotation, biological process: regulation of sodium ion transmembrane transporter activity. The record is from RefSeq and is a predicted model, not a curated record. Gene Ontology annotation, cellular component: membrane. NCBI's taxonomy places the organism in Eukaryota, Metazoa, Chordata, Actinopteri, Cypriniformes, Leuciscidae. Gene Ontology annotation, molecular function: sodium channel regulator activity. The transcript is spliced from 7 exons. The coding region runs from base 119 to 328 and encodes 69 amino acids.
UUAUUUUUAAAGGUUAUAGAAAAGACAGAAAGGUUGUGAGUUUACCCUACCUGAGGAGCAUCAUCCAACAUCUACCGCCUCGGAGAGCCAUCAGUUCCUCUGCUAAGGAGGGGUAAAAAUGAAGAAGCUCACAGAACUAGUUCUCCUUACAGUCCUCUUGGCGCUCUUCAGUCAAGCUGAAGCAAAUCCUUUUGUUUACAACUACGAGGCGCUGAGGAUCGGGGGUUUGGUCUUCACAGCCCUGCUUGUAGCAGGAGGGGUUACAGUUUUGUGUUGGGGGCAGUGCAAACAAAAAAGAAAGGGUGAAGAAGAUGCAAGCAAAAUCUAAGGAUCAGGGACGUAAUCCGCUGAAACUUUCCAUGGGAUAUUUGAUCGAGUAGAAGACUAGAAACUACAGAUGGCUAACUAGCUCCACUUCUCACUUGUACUUCAUUUCAAUGUAGUUUUUCCAUCGUUUCAA